GGGGGCGGGAAGGGGCAGCGGGGGCGCUCCCGGCGCCGCGGUUUCCCGCCGGAGCGGCACGGCGGUCGCUCCUUCCGGUGUCCUUCCCGGCGGGGGCGGCGGCGGGGCGGCCAUGGCGCAGAACCUGAAGGACCUGGCGGGGCGGCUGCCGACCGGGCCCCGCGGCGUCGGCACCGCGCUGAAGCUGCUGCUGGGCGCCGGUGCCCUGGCCUACGGCGUGCGAGAGUCCGUCUUCAUUGUGGAGGGCGGCCAGCGCGCCAUCUUCUUCAACCGCAUCGGCGGCGUGCAGCAGGACACCAUCCUGGCCGAGGGGCUGCACUUCAGGAUCCCCUGGUUCCAGUAUCCCAUCAUCUACGACAUCCGAGCGCGGCCGCGGAAAAUCUCCUCCCCCACUGGUUCCAAAGACCUGCAGAUGGUGAACAUCUCGCUGCGGGUGCUGACGCGGCCCAACGCGGCCGAGCUGCCCAGCAUGUACCAGCGCCUGGGGCUGGACUACGAGGAGCGAGUGCUGCCCUCCAUCGUCAACGAGGUGCUCAAGAGCGUCGUGGCCAAGUUCAACGCCUCGCAGCUCAUCACGCAGAGGGCCCAGGUGUCUCUGCUCAUUAGGCGAGAGCUGACAGAGAGAGCCAAGGAUUUCAGCCUCAUCCUGGAUGAUGUGGCUAUCACAGAGCUCAGUUUCAGUCGUGAAUACACAGCUGCUGUGGAGGCUAAGCAAGUGGCCCAGCAGGAGGCACAGCGUGCCCAGUUCCUGGUGGAGAAGGCCAAGCAGGAGCAGAAGCAGAAGAUAGUUCAGGCCGAGGGGGAAGCAACAGCUGCCAAGAUGCUCGGGGAAGCUCUCAGCAGGAAUCCAGGCUACAUCAAGCUACGUAAGAUCCGAGCUGCUCAAAACAUCUCAAAAACGAUUGCUGCCUCACAAAACCGUGUGUAUCUCACAGCAGAUAACUUGGUACUGAACCUGCAGGAUGAGGCCUUCACCAGAGGAAGUGACAGUCUCCUACUCAAAGGGAAGAAAUGAAAGAAGCUGAAGAUUCCUAGAACCAGCGUCGCUGACCAGCAGAAGAUAAGAGUGAGGAUCUUUGAACUCCCUCUACUAGUAUUGUUUGGCCUCACUAUGAAGUUUUUAAUCCAGUAGCCAGAUUUUGUCCCCAUGCCUCUGCUCCAUCUGUGGUGAUUCAGUUACAGGAAUGGGCUCUGCCUCUAGGCAGCUGUAAUUCCUUCCUCAUCCCACCAGUUAAAUUUGGAGAGGGGGCAAAGGGACUUACUGGUAUUAACCCACGUGGAUAUUUGCCUUUAAUCUUCAUUAAUAUUUAGAUUUGUGUAGAAUAUCAAAUUAUUUUUUGGCCAAGUGAGGGAGUUCUUCUGCCAUCAGCACCAGGCUUUUUUUCUAGUAAAUUUUGUUUCUCUUUCACUCUUGAUCCCAAGAGAACCUGGGACUGAAUUCAGGACAAUACCAUUCAUUGGGUGCCUGUCACUGCUGGAAUAUCUUACUUGUGUCACUGUCUGCUCAGUGAUGCUUUCAGAUAUUUGUAAAAAUUAAAAAAAAAAACCAAAACCGAAACCAGAAACCCAACCAUA
Messenger RNA from Motacilla alba alba, 1575 nucleotides. It is a transcript of the gene PHB2, whose product is annotated as prohibitin 2. Gene Ontology annotation, biological process: mitochondrion organization. The record is from RefSeq and is a predicted model, not a curated record. NCBI's taxonomy places the organism in Eukaryota, Metazoa, Chordata, Aves, Passeriformes, Motacillidae. Gene Ontology annotation, cellular component: mitochondrion; membrane. The coding region runs from base 113 to 1015 and encodes 300 amino acids. The transcript has 10 exons.